AUGAAGUUCACACUUACCCGCUGGUGCUUGACCCUCUUCAUCUUCUUGAAUCGCCCACUUCCGGUUCUUCCUGCCAGUUCAGAUUCCACCUACUCUCCAACACUGGAGCCGGAGCCAUUUCUCUUCCUUUUAGGAAAACAGAGACUGCUGCAGGCACAGCACAAAUGCUUUGACCGAAUGCAGAAGUUGCCCCCCUACCAAGGAGAAGGUCUGUACUGCAACCGCACCUGGGAUGGCUGGGCCUGCUGGGAUGAUACACCAGCUGGAACGCUUGCCGAACAGCACUGCCCAGAUUAUUUUCCGGACUUUGAUGUGGAAGAAAAAGUUACAAAGUAUUGUGAGGAGGAUGGGGUUUGGUACAUGCAUCCUGAGAGCAACAUUUCCUGGUCCAACUAUACCAUGUGCAACGCUUUCACCCCUGAGAAGAUGCAGAGCGCAUACAUCCUGUACUACCUGGCUAUUGUGGGUCAUUCGAUGUCAAUGGUCACCUUGGUGAUUUCCCUGGCGAUUUUCAUGCUUGUUAGGAGCCUUAACUGCCAGCGUGUGACUCUGCAUAAGAACAUGUUUCUGACCUACGUUCUGAACUCUAUCAUCAUCAUCAUCCACCUGGUUGAAGUUGUGCCCAAUGGAGAGCUCGUGAAAAGGGAUCCGCCGAUGUGCAAGAUUCUGCACUUUUUCCACCAGUACAUGAUGUCGUGCAACUAUUUCUGGAUGCUCUGCGAAGGCCUCUACCUGCACACUCUGAUUGUGGUGUCUGUGUUCGCUGAGGGGCAACGCCUGUGGUGGUACUACCUCCUGGGCUGGGGACUCCCGCUGCUGCCAAGCACUGCUCAUGCUAUUGCUAGGGCUCUGUUAUUCAACGACAACUGCUGGCUGAGUGUGGACACCAACCUGCUUUACAUCAUCCACGGUCCGGUCAUGGGGGCACUGGUGUUGAACUUCUUCUUCCUGCUGAACAUCAUCCGGGUGCUUGUGAAGAAAAUAAAGGAAUCACAGGAGGACUCGUACAUGUACCUGAAGGCGGUGAGGGCCACUUUGAUCCUGGUGCCCCUUCUGGGGGUCCAGUUCGUCAUCCUUCCCUGGCGACCUUCCCACCCCGUGCUUGGGAAGAUCUACGACUUUGUGAUGCACUCUCUGAUUCACUUCCAGGGAUUCUUCGUGGCCGUCAUCUAUUGCUUCUGCAACCAUGAGGUCCAGGCCGCCCUGAAGCGCCAGUGGAACCAGUACCAAGCGCAGCGCUGGAAUGGCCGCCGCCGGGCCCACCGCGCGGCCAACGCCGCCGCCGCCACUGCCGCCGCCGCCGCCGCCCUGGCUGAGACUCCGCCGAUCUACAUCUGCCACCAGGAGCCGCAGAACGAGCCCGCCGACCACCUGGGCGAGGAGGGUGCUGAGGUCGUCGCUAUGGAGAUCAUUGAGCAAGAGUCAUCCGCUUGA
Dama dama (fallow deer) is the source of this 1434-nucleotide messenger RNA. RefSeq names its product calcitonin receptor (gene CALCR). The record is from RefSeq and is a predicted model, not a curated record. The transcript has 13 exons. Lineage: Eukaryota; Metazoa; Chordata; Mammalia; Artiodactyla; Cervidae. The coding region runs from base 1 to 1434 and encodes 477 amino acids. Gene Ontology annotation, molecular function: calcitonin receptor activity; amylin receptor activity. Gene Ontology annotation, biological process: cell surface receptor signaling pathway; adenylate cyclase-activating G protein-coupled receptor signaling pathway; positive regulation of cytosolic calcium ion concentration. Gene Ontology annotation, cellular component: axon; plasma membrane.